AUGAGCUCAGGUAUUGAGCGCUACACUGUGGAGCGUUGUGUUGUGUUGUGUUUGAAGAAGUACUUUGGUCCAAAGAAGGAUGAAGAGCAAGGUGAAUUUGGACAAAAGCAGGAUCCCGACGUCCAUCACUUCCUGAAGCACAAGCUGCUAAGAUUACCAUGGAAACCCGAGUAUAAGGGCCAGGUCAAUCUCCAUGUGUUUGAGGAUUGGUGUGGCUCCUCCAUCUCGCAACUCAAGAACAACUUGCAUUUCCCCCUUUACCCUCACAGCAGAACUACAGUGAAGAAACUGGCCGUGUCGCCUAAGUGGAAGAACUAUGGCCUGCGUGCUUUUGGCUACAUCCACCCUUACAGAGAUGGGGAGUUUCAGUUUGCCAUCUCGUCUGACGAUAACUCCGAGCUGUGGCUGAGCUCAGAUGACAAUCCUCUCAACACUCAUCUGUUGGCCUACGUGGGCAUGCAUGGAUCCGAGUGGACAGCUCCUGGGGAGUUCACCAAGUUCAGAUCUCAGAUCUCCAAACCCAUGCAUCUGACAGCUUCAAGGAGAUACUACUUCGAAGUUUUGCACAAGCAAGAUGACAGAGGCUCAGACCAUGUGGAAGUUGCGUGGCGCCCGUUUCUGCCCGGCUUGAAGUUUGACAUCAUUGACUCUCCCUACAUCUCCUUGUACACAGAUGAGUCAUGGUUGAUGAUGGACAACGUGUCCCAUGUGCCCCAGACGGUGGCCAGUCAUGCUGCUCCACCUGAGUCCCUCAGUAGAGUCUCCUUCUCGGGUCCCCGUCCCCGUCUCCAUGCCGACAUGCUGACGCCCGACCCCAGAGACACCUUCUAUCACAUUCCUCUGAUCUCUGCGUCUGGGCUCCUGAAGGUGUUGCCUCCCUGCGUCUACUCCCCUACCUACGUCCUGAAGGACUUCCCCAUCGCACGAUACCAAGGCCUGCAGUUUGUCUACUUGUCCUUUGUUUACCCCAAUGACUUCACACGGCUCACUCACAUGGAGAACGAUAACAAGUGCUUCUACAAGGAGUCCCCCUUGUACCUGGAGAAGUAUGGAUUCUACAAGUAUAUGAAAAUGGAUGAAGAGGAGGAUGACACCCCAUUCUUCUUCCCAAACCCUGAUGACUUCCUGGAUGAGGAGGAAGGGGCAGACCCAGAGGACCCGGGGGAGGACAGGCGGACCUCCGACAAUCAACCAAUCAGGACAAGCCAGAACCACAGCACAGCCAAUCCCAGCGCCGGAACAUCAUCAAAGCCCUCCUCCCCUCCUGCAACUGAGGACAGAGAGGAGCACCUCUAUCCUCAAAAGACACCCGAUAAACGAGGGAGCGAGAUGAAAGAGGCCAUUGAGGAAGUGGAGGAUGAAGAGGAGGGAGGAAGAGGAGACAGGGACGCUCCGAGUGCCCGAUUAAAGACCCCCGACAGCGGGGAACGCUCACUGGAGGUCAUGCCCGGUGUGUUCCUCCACCGCACCGGUGGCGCAGCGGCACAACAGGCUCGCCAGCAGCCCAUCAGGUGCAUCAGCAUCGUCCACAUCCUUCUGCCCUGUCUUCCACACAGACGCACGCCAUGCCCAGUCACCUGUCAGAUGGCCCAGAGGACAGUCACGGGUCCCCGUGGGCCAGCAGAUGGCCCAGAGUACAGCCACGGAUCCCCGUGGGGCAGCAGCUCCACCCACCCUGCAGCUGGGGGCUCCCCUUCCUCCACUCCCCCAGGCAGCAGAGCCCUUCCUGGGCAGCGCUCCUCUGAAAACAGCCUGCCUAAUGAUGAUGACGACCAGGACAACGCCCAGUCCAGAUCCAGAUCCAGGGGGGCCUCCUCCUCCAGGGCCUCAGAGCCCUUUGCAUCCCAGGCAGAGGCCCUGGACGUGGGGUCCCAGGCUGAGGAGCGUGCUGCUGGGGGCACAUCGGACUACAGCGAGGAGCAUGAGGAGGAGCUGCGUCCGGACUGGGAGGAGAAGGCCAUCAACUGGCAGCGGACGUUCAGCGCCAACACGGUGGACUUCGAGACGCUGCGCUCCGACUGGAAUGACUUGCGCUGCAACGUGUCGGGAAACCUGCAGCUGGCCGAGGGGGAGGCCCUGGACAUCGCCUCGCAGUACAUGGAACGCCUCAAUAAGCGGCAUGCCGGCGUCUACACCCUGCACCGCAUCCUAAACGUGGAGAAGCGGCGCGACUCGGCCAGGGGGAACCGUUUCCUGCUGGAGCUGGUGUUGCUGGAGGGAGGGCAAAAGAAGGUGCGCGUCUCCGAGUACGUUUACCUGCUGUUCCACCGCAGUCGCCUGGAGGACAGCCUGGAGAUGCACGAUGGCACGGCCCCUGCCUCUCCCUCGCACCCGGUGCCCUCCAAGUCUCCAGUGCCCAGCCCCAGCCGCAGCAGUGCCGCACCCCAGGAGCGAGCCACGCCCGCCUGGAGCACUAACUACGCCAGGCCCUUGCUCUGCAAGCCCACCGUCCUCCGCUGGAGGCAUGACGUCAUGGUGCACUUUGUGGUGCCAGUGAAGAACCAGGCUCGCUGGGUGGUGCAGUUCAUCUCUGACAUGGAGGCGCUGCGCAGGGAGACGCGGGACGACAACUUCAGCGUGGUGAUCGUGGACUUCCAGAGUGAGGACAUGGACGUGGAGAGGGCUCUGAGGGAGAGCUCCCUGCCACGGUAUGAGUACCUGAGGCGUGCAGGUCGGUUUGAGCGUGCAGCUGGACUGCAAGCAGGUGUGGACAGCAUCCAGGACAGCCACAGCAUAGUGUUCCUGUGCGACCUGCAUAUCCACUUCCCUGCCUCCCUGCUGGAGAGCGUCCGCAAGCACUGUGUGGAGGGCAGGCUGGCCUUCGCCCCCAUCGUCAUGAGACUCAACUGCGGAACUACGCCACGCCAGCCAGAGGGCUACUGGGAGGUGAAUGGCUUUGGACUGCUGGGCCUGUACAAGUCAGACUUCGACAGGGUGGGAGGCAUGAACACAGAAGAGUUCAAAGAGCGAUGGGGAGGAGAGGACUGGGAACUGCUGGAUAGAGUUCUCCAGCACGGCCUGGAGGUAGAACGUCUCCGCCUGCGGAACUUCUUCCACUAUUACCACUCCAAACGCGGAAUGUGGAACUCUCAGACCAAGAAUGUUCCUAAAGGCUAAGAAUCUGCUGAAGAACCAUUAUAAACUGCUCUCAAACAAGACCAUAAACUAUGUACCCCCGAGGCCACUAGACAAUCCAAACAGAACUCUGCAGAAGAUGUCUUAUUACUGGGAGAUGUAGAGAUGUCUGCAGCAUUGGGUUGUGCCAAGUGCUUGGGAACUUCUCAAAUAUA
Engraulis encrasicolus (European anchovy) is the source of this 3290-nucleotide messenger RNA. Its product is annotated as N-acetyl-beta-glucosaminyl-glycoprotein 4-beta-N-acetylgalactosaminyltransferase 1-like. The record is from RefSeq and is a predicted model, not a curated record. Gene Ontology annotation, molecular function: acetylgalactosaminyltransferase activity. The coding region runs from base 1 to 3117 and encodes 1038 amino acids. Lineage: Eukaryota; Metazoa; Chordata; Actinopteri; Clupeiformes; Engraulidae. Gene Ontology annotation, cellular component: Golgi cisterna membrane. The transcript has 25 exons.